UCUUAUCGUCCGCUGUGACCGGAGCAUGUGUAAUGCAGUGUGGUGUUUCAGAAUGGCCUCUCCUUAUUUCUCUCAAAAUAUGACAGUUGUCACUCGGAGAACUGAGAAGGCUGCCAGCUGCACCACUGGUGCCCCUCUCCUGUCCAGACGAAGAGACGCUGGUGACAUUUCCUCGGUUGCUGUGAAAGUAGAGGAGGAGGAGGCAAGAGUCUCCCAGCAAACACCCUCCUUGUCAACACCAGAUGGUAGUCAGGACCGCCUCCAGUUGGCCACUGCUCAACCAAAACGAGAAGCAGAUUGUCUGUCGUUAUCGUCACAUGGCCGCAGGCAGAGACAAGUAAAAGUGGAGUAUGAUGAGGGUGUUUUGCCGGCGAAGACGAAACACUGGCAACCUCCUGAUUGGAAGAAACAGUUAGGGCACAUUCGUGAAAUGAGGAGCAGCCGUGAUGCCCCCGUAGAUAACAUGGGAGCAGAGAAGUGCUACGACGCAGAGGCUCCGGCUAAUGUGAGACGCUUUCAGGUUUUGGUGUCCCUGAUGCUGUCUAGUCAGACCAAAGACCAGGUGACGGCAGCUGCUAUGCAGAAGCUCAGAGUUCAUGGCUGUACUGCAGAAAAACUCCUGUCGACUGAUGACGGAACUCUGGGAAAACUCAUCUACCCAGUCGGCUUCUGGAGGAACAAAGUCAAAUUUCUGAAGAUGACAGCAGCCAUGCUCGUGAAGGAUUAUGGAGGCGACAUCCCAGACAGCGUGGAGGCGCUUGUCCGUCUGCCAGGAGUUGGACCCAAGAUGGCUCACCUUGCUAUGGAUAUCGCCUGGGACCAAGUGUCUGGUAUAGGCGUAGACACACAUGUGCAUCGGAUCUCUAACAGGCUCGGCUGGCUCAUGAAGCCCACCAAGAACCCAGAGGCGACACGCAAGGCCCUACAGGAGUGGUUACCUCGGGAUCUCUGGAGCGAGAUUAACUGGCUGCUUGUGGGUUUUGGACAGCAGGUUUGCCUUCCAACCAACCCGCUCUGCUCCCUGUGUUUGAACCAGCAUAGCUGCCCGUCUGCUCACCAAAGUUCUCCUGCAAAGCGGCUAAAAGCUUCGGGUCUAGCCUCUUCCCUCCAAACAAAAGCUGAAUCUGAACAAGAAACUGUUGUUAAUGAGGAGAUGAUCGAAGAAGAGCCACAGCCGGUUAAUCCCACCACACUGAGAAGGAAGCUGAAAAACAAGAUUAAUCACUCAUUUUAAACCUUCUCUUGGAUUAUGUUGAAUAACAUGGAUUGGUGGUUAGAGGGAUUUAAAUGGUUUUACCCACUUAAAACACUUUGUAAGUUUAGGAACAAAACAAAUACUCUGCUGUUGUUGCUGCCGUGGGAAACAGUGCUGACAUUCAUUUGGAACCUCCUAUUACAAGAUCACUUUUUUCUGUCCACUUCACUUCAAUCUGCAUAAAAUCGCACAAGGCAAGCAAUUUUCUUGGUGGAGCACAAUUUGUACACAAUGCAAUUCGAAGUGCUUUUCAGCUACAUAAAAACACAAGAAGGAAAAUAAAAUAAUUCCAUGAAACAAAAAUAAUAAUUAAAUUAAAAGAGAGGAGUGCAAAUAAAAUCCUUUCAGUUGUCCUUCUCAAGGCAUUGAACCGAUAACAAUUGGCCUGUACUGGUAAUUUACCAGAAAGGCCCUGGAUGAAUAGGAAUA
Phycodurus eques (leafy seadragon) is the source of this 1684-nucleotide messenger RNA. It is a transcript of the gene nthl1, whose product is annotated as nth-like DNA glycosylase 1. The transcript is spliced from 6 exons. Gene Ontology annotation, biological process: base-excision repair, AP site formation; nucleotide-excision repair; base-excision repair. Gene Ontology annotation, cellular component: nucleus. NCBI's taxonomy places the organism in Eukaryota, Metazoa, Chordata, Actinopteri, Syngnathiformes, Syngnathidae. The record is from RefSeq and is a predicted model, not a curated record. The coding region runs from base 26 to 1234 and encodes 402 amino acids. Gene Ontology annotation, molecular function: DNA-(apurinic or apyrimidinic site) endonuclease activity; oxidized pyrimidine nucleobase lesion DNA N-glycosylase activity; DNA binding.